Messenger RNA from Aethalodelphis obliquidens (Pacific white-sided dolphin), 6642 nucleotides. RefSeq names its product carbohydrate sulfotransferase 11 (gene CHST11). The transcript has 4 exons. The record is from RefSeq and is a predicted model, not a curated record. Lineage: Eukaryota; Metazoa; Chordata; Mammalia; Artiodactyla; Delphinidae. Gene Ontology annotation, molecular function: sulfotransferase activity. Gene Ontology annotation, biological process: proteoglycan biosynthetic process; carbohydrate biosynthetic process. Bases 1141 to 2397 code for a protein of 418 amino acids. Gene Ontology annotation, cellular component: membrane.
GUGGCCCCCGCUUGCCACAACUAGAGAAAGCCCUCGCACAGAAACUAAGACCCAACACAGCAAAAAUAAAUAAAUUAAUUAAUAAUAAAAAAGUGUGUGUGCGUUUAGGAAUAAAAGAGCAAAUCUGUGUAAAUGCUUACAGCAGCUCCUGGCCCAUACAAAGCAGCCAACAAGGUCCUUUCCAUUUUUCAUCUGGGAGCACCUCUACUUAAUUGGACUUGACCAGUGAGACUUUCGGCCUGUGGCCCUCUGUCCACAGCACGUAUUUCAGAACUGGGAAGCUGGCCUCCUCUCACCUGGUUCAUGGCAGGGCUACCUUGAUCCCUUCUGGGGAUUCUGGCCACCAUCAGCACAUGGGACCCAUUAGGACCUCUAACCCCUUUCUCUGUUUCAGGAACUGAUGGGAAAAGCCAAAAAGAAGGGCUGUGACUGAAUGGAUGAGGAUUUAUGGGAAGAAAAAGAAAAUCCUUGUAAGGAGAGAGAAAAAAUAUCACUGGGCAGAUUCAUGAAUUAAAAGUGGUAAAACGCUUUUGGGCUCAACCUAGUGUUUUUGAGCUCAGAAAGCCCCUCGGUUGCUUUGCUGUAGGGCAGAGACUUGGUCAUAGUAACUUGGUGUUUAACUCUAGGAAUUGCAGGUCUGUUCCUGGGGCCAGGUGCCCAGCAGUCCCGGCUUCUACUUACACCCUUGGGGGUGUUGGCUGAAUAUUAAAGUUGGAUCAGGAAAGUUCCCUUCAGAUACAGGAAAUAAAAAAGCAACAAGAUGGGGCCUCAGUGGUUCUUAAAAAUGAGCCACUUCCCGUCCCACUGUAACUGCUGCGUGUCCUGGAGCAAAUUACUCUUGAGCCUCAGUUUUCUCAUCUGUAAGAUAGAGGCUCUCAGGCUUCCUCGCAGUGUGGCUUGUGCGGGGGUGAAGGAGGCGGUGCACGCGUGUUGCGUGCUCUCCGUAAACGUCAGCUGUGUCUUUCUGGCUCUUUUGAGUACCUUCGACUGAGCGCACCGUCAGGAAAUGGUUCCGGCCCUCUGGCUCUCUUCCCUGGGGAUACCCCAUACACUCAGGGCAGCAUCCUCGCAAUCAGGUCUGGCUGCCGGAGAGUCAGCGGCUGGGAAGGAACCUCUCCAACGGGCUCGCGCUCGCACCGCAUGCAGUUCUGCAGCUGUGGAAAGAGCCUCACGUGUGCGUCUCAUUUCCCACGACUGCCCCUGGCUGGAGGAGCCCCGCCCCACCCGACGCCAUCUGACAGUGCUAACGUAAUUAGCGGCAGGUUUCCGCAGCACUUAAAGACAGUCAGGCCCCGCGCGCUGCCUUCAUUCUUGCCGAGUGCCACGCUGGAGGUGGGACGCGGCCGCUGUGUGCCCGGAGGCCCUGCUGGGGCCCCGUGUGUGCUUUAUGCUGUUUGGAUCGCACGGAGCAGCCUGUGGACUCUCGUCAUGCGGAGGAGCCCCUUCGGUGUGGACAUCUGCUGCCGGAAGGGGUCCCGAAGCCCCCUGCAGGAACUCUACAACCCGACCCAGAGAUCCUUGGAGAGAGUUUCUCCACCUUGGCUGGAGCUCUCCAACACGGCCGUCCUGCACCAGAUGCGGCGGGACCAGGUCACAGACACGUGCCGGGCCAACAGCGCCGUGAGCCGCAAGCGGCGGGUGCUGACCCCCAACGACCUGAAGCACCUGGUGGUGGAUGAGGACCACGAGCUCAUCUACUGCUACGUGCCCAAGGUGGCGUGCACCAACUGGAAACGGCUCAUGAUGGUCCUGACCGGGCGGGGCAAGUACAGCGACCCCAUGGAGAUCCCGGCCAACGAGGCGCACGUCUCGGCCAACCUGAAGACCCUGAACCAGUACAGCAUCCCCGAGAUCAACCACCGCUUGAAAAGCUACAUGAAGUUCCUGUUCGUGCGGGAGCCCUUCGAGAGGCUGGUGUCCGCCUACCGGAACAAGUUCACGCAGAAAUACAACACCUCCUUCCACAAGCGCUACGGCACCAAGAUCAUCAGGCGGCAGCGCAAGAACGCCACGCAGGAGGCCCUGCGCAAGGGCGACGACGUCAAGUUCGAGGAGUUCGUGGCCUAUCUCAUAGACCCGCACACGCAGCGCGAGGAGCCCUUCAACGAACACUGGCAGACCGUCUACUCCCUCUGCCACCCGUGCCACAUCCACUAUGACCUCGUGGGCAAGUAUGAGACGCUGGAGGAGGAUUCCAAUUACAUCCUGCAGCUGGCGGGCGUGGGCAGCUACCUGAAGUUCCCCACCUACGCCAAGUCCACGAGAACUACUGAUGAAAUGACCACAGAGUUCUUCCAGAACAUCAGCUCAGAGCACCAGACGCAGCUGUACGAAGUCUACAAACUCGAUUUUUUAAUGUUCAAUUACUCAGUGCCAAGCUACCUGAAAUUGGAGUGAAGGGUGGAGGUGGGGAGAGGGGCGAGAAUCGUGCUUUUUAAUUUAAGAUUUUUAUUUGUCAAAAGAAUUCUAUGGAUAUUGGGUUAUUUUGUAAAUUAAUAUUUGUUUGGGGAUGAUGCUGCGAGCAGCAUAGUGAGAAUUAUUUAAAAUCCUUAGUAGGGAAGGACGGCUGUCUUUGCAGGGCACUAGGAUGGGUGUCCUUGUUUUUUAGACAUGAAUCCCCCGACACUUUCAGAGGUUUCUUUGUGUUCGGGUGAAUUCCAUGAAUUGUGCAUCCCAUAAAUUCUAAUUAAUGUUAUUUAUAGUUAUUUAAACAUGGUCUCUGUAUAGAUUUUUUUUUGUGGCAGCAAGAUUCUAACGUCUUUGCAGAAGAAAUCUAUGUUUCGUUCUGUGCUUGCAGCAGCUCGUGCAGGGGCAUGAAUGUUCUCCUUAUUAACCGCUCAGAGAGUCACUGUGAUAACAACCGUUGUGCUGUCUGUUGAUACCACCGUUCUUGAAAUUCUGCUAGAAAUAAAUAGAAAGAGGCUCCUUUGCAAGGGACUGAUUCCAAACUGAUUUCAGUCGACCCAAACGUUCCUCACACGAAAGAAAAGUGAUUUUUCUUUUUUUAACCCAAGGAGAGAGCUGAUUGUAGCUUUUUUUUUUUCCCACCAGACUUAGCAAUCUGGUAGAAUAGGCUUUUCUACAGAAUUUUUUUAACUGGCAGUGCCAGUUGUGAUGAAGGUGAAGUGGCUGUUGCUUUACAUUCAACAAGUAUUUAUUAAGCAACUACUAUGUGCUAGGCCUAAUUCUAGACCCUGCGGAUAGAGCAUUAAACAAAACCAAUAGUCUUGGCCCUCAAGAAGCUUUACGUGGACGCAGAGUAUCCAGCUUGACAGUUAGCAAACCCCUGGUAUUCAUGGACUUAACAUGAGGUUUGCACUAUUCACGAACCACCCCAGAAGGUUCAGGAUCCCUACAAAUUUGCAUUUUUCUAUGGCCCAAAUUUGAAAACCACGUGCUUGGAACAGGCCACUUAACUUGGUGAGUAAUCCAAGCCCAUUGCCCAACAUAAGAGAUGACAAAAAUGUUUCCUGUCAUGUGCCCACUCCAAUUUAUUGGUAGUAUCUAUCUGCCUUUAAGCCCCAGAACAGAUUUGCCAGGCACAGCAUGGAAGAGUGCUGUGAUUGAUUAGUGAUGUCUGCCUUGGGUGAAGGAAAGAGAAUAUUCACCGACCGUCUCCUCCUGUCAUUUCCAGCCCAGCUUUAAGGUCUCCACCUAGAAGUGUUUUUUCUACUCUUUGCCAUGUAAAAGAUUAAAAUUUUGUGGCAGGACUCAGACAUUGGAGGAUUUGCAAUGGCCUGGCAUUUCUACUCCUUGUGAAGGUCAGAGGCGGACUAUUUGUACACUUAUGCAUAUCCGCUCCUCCAAAGGCCAAGAAACCAUCGGCCCCUUUGCAACCACCAGCAAUGAUCAGCAAGGACAGCCUUCUGUGAUGGUAACCCAUGCCAUUUUCCUCUGGAAGGCUGGAAACAUUCCAUUCCCUGUUCCUUGCUAAUGAACGUCUGCACAUGCUUCUCAUUUCCAAUGCCUCCGCUGAAGUUUGAGCCACAUCCCUCUUACAGCUAGUGAAUGAGUUGGUAGCAGAUACUGUAUAUAAUAAUAAUAGUUCUAAUAAUAGGGGGAGGGGUGGGAUGGGGUGUGGGUAAGUUUUGCUUUUUGUUUUUGAUGCAAUGUAUAGAACAGAGGGGAGAAGAAUAUUCUAAACGAACAAAAAAUAAUUUAUUCACAGAAGCUAUUAAAAUUGUAUUGUAAAGCUCACAGCCAGCUCAGUGAGCGGCAGCUGUCAUGUCUCACGGAGGAAAUUAUUUUAUUGAAUGUGAGUGAGGUGUGCGCUGGAGAGGGUGGCCGAAGCUAUUUAUAAGAUGGUGUGUACCUUCUUCUAAGCUCUCUCUCCUGUGCGAAGGGCACGUCAACUGUACCCUUGACAAAUAGAGAUUUAUGCAAUGUGUUUUACCAAGUAGAGUGACAGACUUCAGCUGUCCUUGGAAUUUUUCCUGGACCCUGUUUCCAGGCAGGGGACACUGUCCUCAGAAACAAAGCUUCUGCUAAUGAAAGAGGUUUCUGGCAUUUCCUGAUAAUGUGCUUCAGAGAACACAGGUUCUCCCCAGACACAAGUUGGUGUGAUGCAAAAUAAGGGUUUUGUAGUCAAAUAUCCUUGGGAAACAGAGUGAAGUCCAUUUCCUUUCUGCAGGACUUUUCAGAGCCUUGAAUGUGUGCUGUGCAUUGUGAACUCCCAAGAGCAUCACUGAUGGAGUCGGUGGCAUUUCCUGACCUUCUCUGAGCGGGAUGCUCUAUUUUGCGGAUCAUCUCAGAGAGCUAGCGUUCCACUGAAUAUUCUUUGGCUAGGUUGCUUUCGCACAUCUGAGGUCUUCAAGGAUAAAAAACUGCUUCCCUGACACCCCGCUUCCAAAAACAAAAAACAACAAUAAAACAGCACCACAGUCUCCACCUGGUUUGUAGCAAUGAAGGUACUUUAUCAAAUGAAUUCAACUUUUGCUUAAGUGCAAUGGUUCUAAUCCUGGAUAUUACAUAGGCCACGAUUCCCUCCCUCCCAAAGGGAGUGCCCGAAGAGUCUUGGGUGGUGCUGACAGAAGGAGGGAUGGGGGAGGGGCACAAAGCCUCAGUUGGUCCCCCUAGUGCUCAAGCCUAAGGUUGCUCAGUGCAAGCCAAGAGAGCUCAACCCUUGCUGAAUGCUCCUUCGAUUCUAUAGUUUGGAAUUGUUCAGUGUUCUUUUAGUACUUCAAGUGGAAAUUCACAUGGAUUUCCCGCAUUUUGCAUUUCCACAUCUCCGUCUUUGAUCAGCUGUGAUGCCUUCAUUCGUCUUCUCGCUCUAGUGGGAAAGGGUGUCCUUCAGGGGACGAUACUGCGGUAUGGUUCGGCAAUGAGGGGCUCUUUCUUCUCGUGUUUUGUGUUCAUAGUUUAUUUCCUAAUGGCAUAAAAACUUUUUAAAAAAAAAUCAAUUCAACUGUUUUUGCAGAAUGUAGAAAGUACUCUGUGUCCUUGGUUAAAAAGAAUCCAUGGGUGAAAAUGUGCCUGGGAAACAAAAGUUCUUGGUUCUUUCGUUCCUUUUCCUUUUUUUUAAAGAAGACUGUUUGAAAACGCUUUCUAUUGCAUGCUUAGCUGGAGAAAAGUAUAGGCAGGUGUCCCAUCUUCGAGCCACUUUUCAGAGGUGCUGCUGUGUUUUCAAAACCAGGUACAAAGUUGUAUUUACAAGGACAUUCCUGCUUAACCUGUCCCUUUGGUUGGAAAACUGUAGAAUAUUAGCCACAGGGUUUGAAUUCCUGCAGCUGCUUCAGACCCUCCCCCUUCCCUGCCUUCCCAGCUGGUCUGGGAAGAAGGGCAGUCUGCUGACCUGUUGGUGUCUCAGAGGGGACCUUCCUUCCCACCUGUCCACCAGGUGAGUUUCACGGUCCUGCCUGUUCAGCUGUAUGGCACAGGACAGCAGCGGGCAGUGGAAACUUCGGUCGGACCAGUGUCCUGGUGGCAAAGGCGUGGAAGCACCACGGUCUGAUCCCUACUGGUAGAAAAUUCCCAGAACAAAAGCGAGUCCCUAACAACCUUAGCUGGUGGGGUCUGGACCACUGCUGAGGUAGUGAUUGCAGAAGUCCCUGUUCUAACCUGGCCAGAAGCCGAGGGACUCUGACCCUGAUGGGUAGGGCUCAGAGCCGAUUUCUCACAGCCUGACCAUCCCCUACAGAGACACGCAAUCUGAGCUGCCCCGUUCUGUGCGAUCCUGGGAAUGAGAAUCUCUUGCCCACUCAUGUCAGCAGGACUGACCUCAUCACUCCCCCAAAGUUCCCACAACAAGUAUUUCCUCCAGCCUUUUCCAUCACAACCAACUGGACCCUAUGAACGGCAGCAGGAUCUACAACCAGCUUGACCUUCGGCCGUUAACGGGCGAAUUUCAGUCUGUUACCCUUUGUCAGGUACAGAAGGGGCUGCCCGUACUAUUUUCUUAGGAGCGUGCUCAGUGUGGCAUAUGGACAUAUAAUUUAACAUCUUUGUGGAGUGUGAUUUUCUUUUUUUACAUAUUUGUGUGCAGUAGAGGGCCUGUUGUAGAAAACUCUCCCUGUAUCUUACUGUACUGUUCAAGAAAGCUGAAUUCCACAUUGCCAACAAAAGCGUGAAAAUGUUCAUGAACCUUCUUCCAGGAAAAGCCAUUCAAGCCUGAUUAUUUUUCUAAGUAACUUCAAUUAAAUUGAA